AUUGCCGGUCGUUGAGUGGAGUGCGGAGACGAUAGAGGACUUCAAUGCGACUACAGCGGUGCUUGCCCUGAAGCAUGGACCGAAAAUUGUCAUCGAAAACUCCUUCCGUAAUGGCACGCCACCGGCUAUCACAUCACCGCAGCGCGGGAGACCGAUCGGCUACGGCCCUGAUCGUCAAUGAGGGGUCCCCUCUGCUGAUCGGGAAUGGUAGCAGCUGCUGCUCGUCAUCCGACGAACGGAUCCACAAUGAAUUGCUGCGGCAUGCACUGUCGCAUCAUCCGCUCCAUCACCACCACCAUUCUAAUCAGCAUCACAGUGAGGUUCAGCAACGGUACCUCAUCGGAUGCUGCUUACGAAAACAGCGAGUAAAGCCUCCAUCCACAUCAUGCAUCGGCCAAGGAUAUGUGCUCUCCUCCCCAGCCUCGUUGAACGGUUCGUUAAAGCGAUCAGAACCGAACGAUUCGUACAGUGGGACCCCGACCGAUUACCAUCAUCACCAUCACCACCGUAAUCGACAGCAACUCGUUGCAUCAUCGGAUGAACGGACAAUGCAGAUAGCAAACGGUGCCGGCACUCCUCGACCCUAUCAUCCGCAUAACCUCGGCACGGAGUACGGUGGCCAAGCACCACUGUCACUGCCAGGUACGGUUUCCACGGUGACCCCAACCUAAUACCAAAGCCCGCUCCGGAAAGGGGCGCACGGCAUCGCGGAGAUAAGAGGGUGAUUUUUAUGGCUAAAUUAGUGUAAUUUAUUUAUAAUUUUAAAAAAUCAUAAUUUUUUCAAAUAAAAUUUGGUGCUAUACA
Molecule: messenger RNA, 804 nt
Organism: Anopheles darlingi
Lineage: Eukaryota; Metazoa; Arthropoda; Insecta; Diptera; Culicidae
Product: homeobox protein B-H1-like
Exons: 3
Coding region: 75-671 (198 amino acids)
Source: RefSeq, a predicted model, not a curated record